Molecule: messenger RNA, 3991 nt
Organism: Olea europaea var. sylvestris
Lineage: Eukaryota; Viridiplantae; Streptophyta; Magnoliopsida; Lamiales; Oleaceae
Product: transcription factor LHW-like
Exons: 11
Coding region: 709-3639 (976 amino acids)
Biological process (GO): regulation of DNA-templated transcription
Molecular function (GO): DNA-binding transcription factor activity; protein dimerization activity
Source: RefSeq, a predicted model, not a curated record
UCAUCUUUCUCACUAGGAAAAAUCACACAUUAAAAGAGAAACCACAGUUCACAAUUCACAUUUCACAGAUUCACAUAAAGAAAACGCAGACACACAGUGGCUUAAAGUUUUGCUCUUUGAAAAAUUUUCAGCUCAAGAAUCACUGCAAGCUGUGAUCUUUUCUCACGCACUAGUAUAUUAGAGUUUUACCUAGUUAUAUAGUCGUAACUGUUCAAAUCUUUUUCUUCUCAAAAAAUGGAGAAAAUUACUGCUUUGGUUAACUUUGAGCUCAGAGCUUGUGGGAUAGUGUAGAAUUCUAUCAUCAAAACCAAAGGUUUCUUGUGUUUUUUAUUUAAAAAUUUUCUCUUCCUUUCCCUUCUCUCCUCUCUGAAGAAUGGGUUGCAAGUGCAUGAUAGUUGGGAAUUGGGUUAGAUUGAGAAAAAGAAGUGGUGGGUUGAGAACUAAACAGGCAGGGCGUGCAUCUUGCAGAGGAGCUUAAGCUUUAAGCCUUGUUAAUAUAUCGAGGAAAAAGAAAAUAAAAAAGGGAAAGAAAAUGUUUUCCGUCUGGGAGGACUAAUCAUAAUUAUUUUCCCCUAUCCUCUCUGUUCUGGAUUUGAUCUCCUGAAGUAGUGAAUUUUUCUUGGCACAUCCAAGAUUAUUUUAUAAUUCUUCUGUUCAUUGGUGCAUGUUGUUGUAUACUGAUACUGCUGCAUUUGGUAACUGUUUGCAAUGUGGUAUCUGUAUAAAGAUGUUCUCAAGACCCUUUGUGGAGUCAACCAGUGGGAUUAUGCUGUUUUCUGGAAAAUUGGUUGCCAAAACCCCAAGCUUUUAAUAUGGGAAGAAUGUUAUUAUGCACCCUUACCAUGUAAUGGACUACCAGGGAUUUCCAGAAUUGAGAAUCCAAAAAUCGGUUACAAAGAUUAUAAUGAUUCCUGGGUUUCAACUGAAGAUCACGUUUUACAGCCCAGGGUUCAAGCAUGGAACAAAGUGCAUGUGCUUGUAAACCAGAUGAUGUCGGACAAGCAUGUUAAUAUUGUAGGAGAAGGACUAGCUGGAAGGGCUGCUUUUACUGGUAACCAUCAAUGGAUUUUUUCUGAAAAUUUUACUAAAGAACCCCAUCCACCAGAGGUUCUGAAAGAGCUGUGUCAGCAAUUUUCUGCUGGAAUGCAGACAGUGGCAAUUAUUCCCGUUCUUCCUCAUGGUGUUGUUCAACUUGGUUCACACUUGGCAAUAGUGGAGAAUAUGAGAUUUAUAAAUGAUGUGAAGAACUUGGUACUUCAGAUGGGAUAUGCAGGUGGUGGAUUACUAUCUGAUAAUUAUACAGCAAAAGAACUUUCUUCAGAAACAAGGGUAUCAGAAUGUCAUGUAAAUUUUACUCCUGGAGACAUUUAUCUUGGAUCGAAUACUAUGAACCCUACUCCUUCCACUACUGAAAGUUACAUCUAUGCUGGAAACUCGGCUCAGACUUCUGGAUUUGUCAGUCAAACAUCUUGUUCUUUAGCAAGACAAAUCCAGAAUCAUCUACAGUCAAAUGAUGCUGCAUUUCAAACCUCGAACUUGAAUGGAAAUCAUGUGAAGCUACACGAUAACCAUGAGGAAUCAGAGCUUGUUUCGGCAGUUAAGUUCAACUUUAAUUCCAAAAACCAAUUGGUGCAUGCGGUGACAAAAGCUGAAGUCAUCACCUCAAAUCCUGAAAUAUGGCUGAACCAACAGGGUUCUCUGAAUAUCCCAAGGUCCAUAUUAGUUCAACAACCAUCUUGCAGUUCAUCUACAUUAAAUAAUGGCAAUUUAAGAUGGGCAGAAUGUCAAAUAUUGUCGGGUGAUGGAACUCAAGGCCAUUUUUCCAACCAAAAUGUGUCCACUGGCAUUCUGAUGUCUUCACCGAGAACAAAUUCUGGCCUGAUUUCCAGUUCUACUGAAGAUUCUGGGUCUAUCCCAUCAGUUGAAGUUAAUGGACUUCAUGAAGGUGCAGGUGUCCAUGUGAAAUCAAUACCAGGAAUAAAUUCUGUUCCAGAUACAAUGUAUAGGCCAUCCAAUGGAAAUAUUGCCUCCAUGCAUAAUACCUCACGUGGGCUUCCUAAUGCGAAUUCGUCCAAAAUGGAAGCAUCCUUUUCUGAUAGUUCAUGCUAUUUGACUAUAAAUCACUUCCUAGCUGAUAGCUCCAGUAGCAAACAUUUCUCUACGGAUAACAAAUUUGCAAAGAGCGAGUUGAAAGUAGCCGAGGACAGAUUGGAGAAAAAGAUAAUUCACACAAAUAAUGUUACCAACUCUCAACAUGAAGAGCAUUCGAAUUUGGCUGAGAUCAAUUCUGGCUUUCAAGAUAACAGACAACGUGAAUUUGGACAUGAUGAUUUGCCACCGAAAAAUGCCAAAUAUGAAGACGGAUGUGUCCAACCUCAAUCAGGAGAUGACUUAUUUGAUAUUUUGGGUGUUGAUUUUAAGAACGAACUAUUGCGUAAUUGCUGGAAUGGUAGCUUGAACAGUCAACCAGAUCUGUAUACAAAUAACUUGGCCAAGACUAAUCCUUUAGCUAUAAAAAGCCAGGAUGGUACUUCUGUAAUAUAUCCUAUUAGCAAAGGAAAUUCAGAUAGUGGUAUUUUCUCCGUGACAGGCAGUGACCAUCUCUUAGAUGCUGUGGUCUCCAGGGUUCAUUCUUCAAGCUUGGAUGACAAUGUUUCUUGCAAGACAACAUCCACAUAUCCGAGUGGCUCCUCUGCAAAUAAUGCUUCACUUCCCUCUCGGGGGAUUGUGGUUCCUGAUCAAAUGAAGGAAGAGUUAUUUGGUAUUCCAAAAUUUAUGGUAAAAUCGGAAACAUCGAAUUCUUGCUCAUUUAGGUCUGGAUGUUCCAAGGUUGAUCCAGGAACCCUUUCGCAAUGUAGCUCCAUCUACGGAUCACAAAUAAAUUCGUGGAUUGAAAAGGGCUGUGAGAUGAAACAAAGUAGCAGUGUGUCUACUGGAUACUCUCAAAAGCCUGAUGAAACGAGCAAAACAACUCGCAAGAGGCUUAAACCAGGAGAAAAUCCAAGACCCAGACCAAAAGAUCGCCAAAUGAUCCAAGAUCGUGUCAAGGAAUUAAGGGAAAUUGUGCCAAAUGGGGCUAAGUGUAGCAUUGAUGCUCUUCUUGAACGCACUAUCAAGCAUAUGCUUUUCUUGCAAAGUGUCACAAAGCAUGCUGAAAUGCUAAAACAAACAGGAGAAUCAAAGAUUGUUAACAAGGAUGGCGGAGUACUUUUAAGAGAUAAACUCGAAGGAGGAGCUACAUGGGCUUAUGAAGUUGGUUCACAAUCUAUGAUCCGCCCUAUAAUAGUUGAGGAUCUAAAUCAGCCUCGUCAAAUGCUUGUGGAGAUGCUCUGUGAAGAACGAGGUUUGUUUCUGGAAAUAGCUGAUUUGAUUAGAGGAAUGGGGCUAACCAUUCUGAAGGGGAUUAUGGAAAAUCGGAAUGACAAUAUCUGGGCACGCUUUGUUGUAGAGGCAACCAGGGAUGUCACGAGAAUGGAAAUCUUUAUAUCACUUGUUCGACUUUUGGAGCAAACUGCAAAGAACAGUGUUGCACCUUCCAAGGGCAUUAACAAGAGCACAAUGGUUCAACAAUUUCAUCAAGUUGCCUCCAUUCCCGUUACUGGUAGAUCCUUAGUUUCCAGUGAUCCAUUUAAUAUUUAAAUUUUGGAUCUGGAUAUGUUAUGAGCGAGCAAAGGUUAUGCUCACGAUGAUAACAUUCGUCCAGAAUAAUCUUAGGUCCGACAGCAACUGACAACUUUUGACGUUCAUGAGCUGAAAUUGUCAACAUUGUUUUGGAGCGUGGAAGAAACUUAGAAGACAGAUUACUGCAUACUAGAAAUUGAUGGAUUAGCAGAUGUGACUUCUAAACGUUGUAGCCUCUUUUUAUUCAUUUGAUCUUCCAUUUGCAAUGAUUUCUUGGUGUGUUAAUGUACAGUAAAGAUUGGAGGAUAUGUUGUAUUAUAUAUAUUUGUAUGGACUGCAUCUUGAUAUUCAUCUCUUUAAAUUCCUGUUA